This is a messenger RNA of Cimex lectularius (bed bug), 2226 nucleotides long. Its product is annotated as BTB/POZ domain-containing protein 2-like. The transcript is spliced from 8 exons. The record is from RefSeq and is a predicted model, not a curated record. Gene Ontology annotation, cellular component: P-body; cytosol. The coding region runs from base 37 to 1602 and encodes 521 amino acids. Gene Ontology annotation, biological process: neurogenesis. Gene Ontology annotation, molecular function: protein binding. NCBI's taxonomy places the organism in Eukaryota, Metazoa, Arthropoda, Insecta, Hemiptera, Cimicidae.
AUAAAUUUAUUUUUAUUUUGUUUCAUAGAGGAGACAAUGGGGGACGGUGAGGAUGGUCCUCCGGCAAACAUGUCAAAGCUAGGUUGUAAUUUGGGUCCAGAUGACGGCGAUGACAUGGCGAUGGCCAUUUCUCCUAGCAGGGCCGAGGGCUCGUAUGGCGUCAUGCAUAUGCGCCAGCCCCAGGGCCUGCUUGCCGCCUCUGACUCAGAGGACUCUGGUAUGGAAGAGGCCGUCGCCAGGGUGAGCCGAAGGGAGCCGGAGAGGCCAGCCAGGGCGCAAGGCCAACACAUGGGCCCUCCGCAGUUCAACUGGCAAGCCAGCAAAUUCUCUCUCAAAGACAGGUUUUCUUAUAUGUUCAACAAUGAAGUGCUUAGUGAUGUCCAUUUUCUUGUUGGCCGAGAGCCUCUUCGCCAAAGAAUCCCAGCGCACAAACUGGUGCUCACCGCUGGUUCGGCGGUGUUUGAUGCCAUGUUCAAUGGUACACUUGCAACGACUGCACCCGAAAUCGAGCUCCCUGAUAUCGAGCCAUCCGCAUUCUUGGCUCUCCUUAGGUUUUUAUAUACAGAUGAGGUUCAAAUUGGGCCAGAGACAGUGAUGACAACAUUGUAUACUGCUAAAAAAUAUGCCGUACCUACUUUAGAAGGCCAUUGCGUUGAUUUUUUAAAGAGGAAUUUGAGGGCAGACAAUGCGUUUAUGCUACUUACGCAGGCCCGACUGUUCGACGAGCCUCAGCUCGCCUCUCUUUGUCUCGACACAAUUGACAAAAAUACAUUCGAGGCUGUUUCCGCUGAUGGGUUUACUGACGUUGACCUGGAAACAUUGAUAGCCGUUCUUGAAAGGGACACGCUUCACAUACGAGAAACCAAGCUGUACCAGGCUGUUAUCAGGUGGGGCGAAGUAAGAUGCCAGCGGCGUCAGUUACCGGUGACACCCGAUAAUUUGAGGUCAGCCCUCGAUUCCGCUCUAAGCCUCAUUAGAUUUCCGUUGAUGGGACUUGAAGAAUUCGCCCAAGGGCCUGCUCAAUCAGGUGUCCUUACGGAUAGAGAAGUCGUCUCAUUGUUUCUUUACUUUACUGUCAACCCUAAACCUCCCUUGCGCUUCAAAGAUUCUCCUAGAGGUCUAAUGACAGGUCAGUUAUCAGUUAAUCGUUUUAAACAAGUUGAAUGGAGGUGGGGAUACAGUGGAACAAGUGAUCGUAUUGGUUUUUCUGUGAACCGUAAGAUAUAUGUAGUUGGACUGGGGCUCUAUGGUACACCACAUGGCCGAGGGCCCAGUGAAUACGAAGUGACAAUUGAAAUCGUUCUUCCGCUGUCGGGGCGAAUCUGCAGCUCGAACAUAACGAGAGUGUCAAGCGACGGGAAUUGCCCAACAUUCAAGGUCAUGUUCAAAGAGCCAAUCGAAAUCAGGCCGAACACACCUUACCACGCAUCAGCCAAAAUAAGGGGUCCUGAUACACAUUAUGGCACAAAAGGACAACGAAGGGUCGAAGUGGACUGCGGCAAUUAUGGCAAAGUGGUUUUCCAGUUCACCUACGUCGCUGGUACAAACAACGGUACUUCGGUCGAGAGCGGGCAGAUCCCAGAGAUAUUGUUUUAUACUUGAACAUUGCUGGCUGUGAUUUGUGUCAUAGGGUUUUGGUUAGUGGUUAGAUAUUUCCUUGGAGGCAACUUACCAUUUACGUUAAGAGAAAUAUAAAAAACUGUCAAGGAAAAAAUUAAAACAUUUAAAACAAUUGUUAUUUCUUGGUUGAAAACUUAACUGAAUUUAACAAAUACUUUUCUAGUCUUUCCUUGAAAUUUUAACAAAAAAAUAUCAAGCUGUCUUUUCUUUAAAAAAGAUUAAUGUUGUUUUAUUGAAUGUUGUCUAUAAAAAUAUAGUGAGAGCAUUGAAAUUUGUGUUGUUAACAGAAAAGACAAAGCUUGAUGAUCUAAAACUUUUUUUAAAAUGAAUAUAUAAGAAUUACCAUGCUUAUUUUUUCAAGUGGUAUUAAAAUCUAGUAAUAAAAUUAUAAUUCUAUUUUCUAAAGAUAAAAAGUCGUUGCCUUUAUUUUUAUUUUUUAAAUACAAAAUAUAAGAAUCUCAUUAGCUUAAAUCGAUCUUGAUUUUUGUUAAAACAUUGUUGUUUGUUAUAAGAUCAUUUGUAUUAUAUUUAACAAAAUGGAUGUCACUAUUACGUAUAAUUUGUGGUUUACAUGCAUUUAAAAAAUAAAUAAAUAAAAAAAUUAUA